AUGAGAGUAUCCCUAGUUGCCUAUCUCCACCAGCGGCUUCCCGAAGUUGCGGGUGACGCUUAUUCGGUUCAAUUUUCUCAGUUUCUAAGGGAUGUGUACCUUGAAAUUAAUCCUGAUGCCAAAGAACGGCGCCUUGCUUAUAAUCCAAUUACCCCGAUUGACGACUACCACGACGCCCUUCGCCAACUACCCCCGCUUCUUAAAGACGAUGGUAACGUGGGAGAAUUGAAAAACGAAUUGGCCCAGGCCGCUGCUGGCAGAGACCUGCGCCCCCAAUUCAAUCGCGCCCUUACCCAUCUCGCUAAUUCUCACUGGCGCCACUUAUACCAGAUAAUGGGACGCGACCAUUUUAUUACCAUGAUUAUCAACCAUAAAGGGUUUGUUCCUUUGGCUAACGGCACCGUGCUCCAAGUAUUUGGCCCGACGUUGUAUACCCCUAAGCAAAAACGGCUUCCGGCAAAACGCACACGCGAUAAACAUCGCAGUGCCCGUAUCCCACAGCUUACGCCCUCAGAAAGGGAUAAUGUCAUCAUCAGAUUAUGCCACCGUCGAUUGGAGAAGAAACUUACUGGAAAAUGCUUAAAUGCCGUCUUUCGACGUUUCAUUCCAAGAAAACCGCUUCCCCCUAUUCAAACUUGUGACGUCAUUGCCUCUGCUCAAUUAGGCAGUCUAGACGACGAUGACAGUUUCUCGGUGUCGCAACUGACCACCACCAACGCCAAUAAAGCCAGCAGUGCACUCGACUACCAGUUGCUGCCUAAAAAGGUUAUUGGAUUUGUCCUUGAAGCCCUCCGCUUAGUGGUUCCGCCGCUAGCGUGGGGGUCCCUGCCCCGUCAUCGUCGCAAAAUCUGCAAUUUGAUCCAUAGAUUCCUCACCACCCCCACUAUGACAAUCGCCGAGGAAGAUGUCACCCAGUGCUUUCUUCCUGUCUUCAAAAAACCUGAAAAGGAUUAUGGCAUUGCUGAAUUCUGGCUUUGGGUAUUCCGCGAUGUUCUCGCCUAUAUCCUUCGAAGCCUGGUACGAGCAGCGGAGCUGAAGUCCACCAUUAUUUUCGUCGAGCACGCGGCGUGGAACCGGCUUCUGGACGGGUUCAUCGACACCUACGCCCGCGAAUUUUUGAUACCAUACAAUCCAGAUAAAAACGACUUCAAAACGUCAGCACAAAAGUACAAUUUUGGCAGAAUGAGGCUCCAACCGAAAACGCUGGACUUUCGGCUUAUCUGCAUUCCUCUGCACCAUCCAUGGACCAAUCUUCGCGAGGCUGAGUCGUCGUACUUCAUGUUUAGGUCGACGUGGAUCACUCCAAUUUCUAAACUUCUCCAACAGAGGAUUGCCCAGCGUUACCAUCCGGUGGUGGCUCCAUGUAAAGGCACCAGCGACUUGGCGAGUUUGCUUGCCCAGUGGAAACUGAAUGUGACCAUUCCUCGUGACGGUAUUUGUUUCCUUAAGGUGGAUUUCGCCAAAUGCUACGACCGUUUGGACCAUGACGUCAUCAUCGAUACCCUCGCCAAAUUGUUUGACGACGUCGACGAUAACCACGUUUUUUAUUGUGACACUGAACGACAAGUCAAGCCAGCCCCCGUGACAAAGAAACGGUUACGCGGUGACGCUAAGAUGGCAGCGUCCCAGCUUUUAGAGGCAGACAACACCCCGCUCUAUCAAGUAGAACCGGAUCCGCUUGACCUCGACAUAAUUCUAACGCAACGCAAAAAUAUUGCCCUCACCAAAGGCAAAGUGCUCCAGUUCUGCGAACUGACGGUGCGCGACGGGUUCAUGUACGAUGGCGUUCUUCCAAGAGGCGAUAACAACGAGGUCAACUAUCGCGCGUGGAAACGGAAAAAGGGGGUGUUCCAAGGGUUCCCCUUACUGGCAACUUUCUGCGAGUUGGUCCUCAGCGAUAUGGUAGUCACCGAGUUCGAGUCGUGGCUUCAUCGACCCGAGCUCCUCGUUCUUCGCGUCGUUGACGACUUGUUGUUUGUGUCAACCGACAAAAUGAUGAUUCAGCUGAUCUACCAACACUUGACGUCCGACCGAUUAGCACACUAUGGCAUCAAGAUCAACCGCGAAAAGACUCAGCUCCACACGACGCUGAGCUUCUCCGUAACCCAUAUAGACUACUUGGGGGCAGAGAUCAAUCCAUACGACCUUUCGGUGAACGUCAAAACUCGGCCCAAACUUGAUGUCCGCAGCUUCACCAAGUUCUACAAGCAAUUGCUUUUCCACUAUACCACGACAGCUCGAGUGUUUGACCAGAAGCUUAAAUUUGUCCUUGACGCGAUCAAACGAAAUUUCAGUGCUCUCCAGGACCACGAUGAAUUCCAAAUAGAGCCAUUCAUCCGGUUCAUUCGCAAGCUUAUCAAUUCCACGAAGGAGCUAGACGGAGUGCUGAUGGCUACGUUGAUCGAGCAGUGGCUUGGCGCUGAAGAAUUGCGGGGCGCGUCUUUCGCUGUGACCAUCGGUAAGGCAUUGGCCAAGCGCCAGGAGACAUUAACUGAAGCAUUUAAGUAA
Diutina rugosa is the source of this 2508-nucleotide messenger RNA. RefSeq names its product Tertp (gene TERT). The coding region runs from base 1 to 2508 and encodes 835 amino acids. Gene Ontology annotation, molecular function: telomeric repeat DNA binding; telomerase RNA binding. Gene Ontology annotation, biological process: telomere maintenance via telomerase. Gene Ontology annotation, cellular component: telomerase catalytic core complex. The record is from RefSeq and is a predicted model, not a curated record. The transcript has a single exon. NCBI's taxonomy places the organism in Eukaryota, Fungi, Ascomycota, Pichiomycetes, Serinales, Debaryomycetaceae.